AUGCUUUUCCCUCCUCUUGAUGGUUCUUUACUCCUUCCCGAGCUAUUUGCAUUCAACGCCAGGCACAACACAGACAGGCCUUUUUACAUCUUUUCCAACGCUGAUGGACUGACCACUGUCACUCACCUUGAGUUUUAUCGAGCUUGCCACAGAGUCGCACAUGCUCUUCGUCCCAACCGUACGGGUCCCGAGGGCGAAGUUAUCGCCAUCAUAGCCCAGACCGAUAAUAUUCUAUAUGCUGCCCUAAUUGUAGGGACAAUGAUUGCUGGCGCAAUUGUGCGUAUUUUCCAUCUCUUCCGUUUCCACUUACUCAAAGUCACCGUAGCCAUUCCCCAUGUCUCCACGAAACUCCGCAGCCGCAGUGAUGAAUAUGCUGCAGAAGACUGGUUGUCACCGAAUAAUUUCCACGCAGUAUUCUCUGCAUGCUCUCUUGGAUGA
This is a messenger RNA of Serpula lacrymans var. lacrymans S7.9, 438 nucleotides long. RefSeq lists its product as uncharacterized. Bases 1 to 438 code for a protein of 145 amino acids. The record is from RefSeq and is a predicted model, not a curated record. NCBI's taxonomy places the organism in Eukaryota, Fungi, Basidiomycota, Agaricomycetes, Boletales, Serpulaceae. The transcript has a single exon.